AUGAAUUUAUCAUUAAAUUUAAUCAUGUGAUAUUGGACUUUGCUAUGGUACAUAGAGCUUUUGUGCGUGAUUGUGGCAGGCUGGACAAUUUUCUGCUGGCUGUGUACAGGCUACUAUUAUCUUAGAACUAUCCUUUCAACCAAUUCCUUAAAGAAAUAUGGGAAAGGCUCAUGGGCUGUCGUGACUGGGUGUACUGAAGGCAUUGGCUUAGGUUUUGCUCGGGUUUUAGCAAAAUACAACUUUAAUAUCGUUUUAAUAUCCCGAAACCCUCAGAAAUUAGAAAAAGUGAGAGAAGAAAUCACACGCUUGCACGGGGUCGAAGCUAAAGUCGUUGUUUGUGAUUUCUCAGAAUGCACAAAGGAGCCUCUGGAAUUUUUCCAAAAAAUUGAUGAGGAAAUAAGAGAUUUAGAUGUAAGCAUCCUGAUCAACAAUGUCGGGUAUGCUGGAACAGGCAGAUUCCACACUCAUCAUAUACAUGACGAGCUUCUUCAGAUGCUUUCAGUCAAUUUAUGGCCUUGUGUAUAUUUAACCAAAAUGUUCUUAACUCUCCCCAUCGUCUCUAAGUGAAGAAAGCCUUCCAAUUUUCGAGAAGUGGAAAAUUUUUUAAAAACAAAUUUUCUAUAAAAUUUAAAUAUAUAGUCAGUGUCACUAACUAUAGUUUUUUUUUAAAAUAAAAAUUAACCCCCCGUCCGUGAGUGAACAAAAUUUUUUUGUUCACUCAUGGACGGGGGGAAUAAGAAGAAUGAUGAAUAGGAGUCUUCCUAGCGGGAUCAUUAAUUUAAGCUCGACAGCCACUCUAAGACCUUUGCCUGGUUUUGCUAUUUAUGGAGCUACAAGAGGGUUUACGAAUACUUUCACAUUGUGCACGAGAGAAGAAGUUAGAUAUACAGUGAGACAUGAAAAACUGAACGAAAUUGAUAUGAUGAGCCUGCAACCUGCCUGGGUUUAUAGUAAUUUGACAAAAGAGCAAGAUCAUAACUUUUCAUUUAUCACUCCUGAGCAAUGUGCUGAAAAUGCAUUAAGCGCUUUAGGCAAAGUUCCUUAUACAAACGGAAAUUGGAAGCAUAUUAUAGUUGCAAUAUUGUUUAAAAAUUCGCCAAGCUUCAUGAUAAACGGUCAGUCGCUGAAGAAUGCAAAUUAUACUCAGGAGAGGAGGAAAACUUAA
Blepharisma stoltei is the source of this 1165-nucleotide messenger RNA. Lineage: Eukaryota; Ciliophora; Heterotrichea; Heterotrichida; Blepharismidae. The record is from the annotation of a GenBank genome assembly.